AUGUGCAAGCUGGCGCGUCAUUUCUUCAGGCUACAAACCGACAGAGAGAUAAUGGAGAUAAUUCCACGGAAUGGUAUAUUUGUGGCAAUAUUUCUGUGUAUAGGUGUUGCAAAUACGGUCGCGUAUUCAAAAUUUGGAAGAAAAUGCUCAGACAUAGGGUGUCCGAGUAACCAAGUAUGUGUACUUGUUGACGAACCAUGUACUCGCGGCAAUACUGGUAACUGUGGAUCAUACCCAACGUGUACAAAUAAACCCGCUGGCGGUGGUGGAUACGAGUCUGGCGGAUCUUCGGUAAAUGGACACCGUAUUGACAACAAUUAUAAUCAGGAUCAUCCGUUUAACAAUGCAAAUGCACCGCCACCUGAACACCAUGACUCUGGAUAUAAUCAAAAGCCAGGCAACUCAGAUCUUGGUUAUCCAUCUUACCCAUCGACCAACAAUGGAGGGCAUUACUCUCCUCCAAAUUCAGGAGCUCCUGGGUCGAAUCUUGGUUAUCCGCCGUACCCAAACCAAAACCGCAUGCCUCAGCCAGGAUACUAUCCGCAAAAUAACAACGGGUAUCCGAAUUAUCAACAGCCGGGAUUAAACAAUCAAUAUCCGAGUCAUCAGUACAACACUCAUAAUUAUAACGACAGAAAAUAUUUACGCGCUCCUCGAAGACCCGGAGUCGGAGGACGAGGAAAUGGUGAUCGUGGACGUCCUUACGUAGCGCCUCAGCCAAUCCCACCAACACCGCCACCUAGAUCGUCUUCCAGAGGAUAUGGUAAUCGUUAUCCGUACAAUGUGCCUAAGCCUAUAGUACCAACUCCUCCACCAAGACCCUUCUACAGUGGAAAUGGUGGAUAUGGCCGUUCAAGUAACUCAAUAGGAACUCCUGACUCUGUAUGGAAUCGUGAUUACGACAGUACCAACAGAGGUGGUGGAUCAGGACGUCGAGGACAAAGACCAACGCACGAGCAGAGUAAGGACGUUCUUUACCCUCAAAAUUCUGCUAGUGCACCUGAACCUGGACAUUCUAACAACUCACCUGUCCCUUCUGCACCAGUGAGUCUACCGAAUCAGCCAUCAAAGCCCUCUGGAUAUCCUACCGGUUCUGUUUAUCCACCUAAUCCGUCAGGAGGUGCUAGUUAUCCAAGUUACCCAUCGUCAGCUCCCAGUUAUCCGUCAUCAGGUUCUAGUUACCCAAGCUAUCCAUCACCAGGUUUUAGUUAUCCAAGCUAUCCAUCAUCAGUAGGUUCUAGUUAUCCAAAUUAUCCAUCUUCAGGUUCUGGUUAUCCAGCAGAUACCACCAGAAAACAAAACAUGGGUACUGUUAACGCUGGUUAUCCUAGUACUGGUCAACAAGCUCAGUAUCCUGCUGGCGGAAGUUACUAUCCUCAAGGUGGAUAUCCUCAGAGUAAUUAUCCACAAUCUGGGUACCCUCAAAAUUCCUAUCAGGGCCAAUAUCCCCAAAAUCCAUAUCCGGGCCAGUAUCCCCAAAAUCCUUAUCAAGGACAAUAUCCUCAGCAACCUCAAAAACCAAAAAAGCCUAGUUUCACAGAUCAAUUGACGAAUUUUGCCAAAAAUAUUGCAACGCGUGUUUUAACUCAAGCUGUUAUUGAUAAAAGAUAUUAUUAA
This is a messenger RNA of Cotesia congregata, 1617 nucleotides long. The record is from the annotation of a GenBank genome assembly. NCBI's taxonomy places the organism in Eukaryota, Metazoa, Arthropoda, Insecta, Hymenoptera, Braconidae.